AUGUCCUCGUCAAGAAUCCGGUUAAAUCAUGAUGCCUACAGGGUCGGCUGGAUCAGCGCCUUGCCGCUCGAGAAGACCGCCGCGAUUGCGAUGCUCGACGCUGACCAUGCCUCGCUUCCCCAGCCGAAAAGUGACAACAACACCUACCACCUCGGCGAGAUUAGCGACCAUAACAUCGUGAUUGCUUGUCUGCCCAGUGGAAGGUACGGCCUUACGUCUGCUGCUGUUGUUUCCCAGCAGAUGCUGUCGACUUUUCCAUCAAUUGAGAUCGGACUGAUGGUCGGGAUCGGCGGAGGGGUACCCAGCACUGCGGCUGAUAUUCGCCUGGGGGAUAUCGUCGUCAGUAAGCCCACUGGUUUGUUCCCUGGGGUCGUGCAGUACGACUAUGGAAAGACGAUGGGCGAUGGAUCUUUUCAUCGAACCGGAUCUUUGAACAAUCCGCCAGACCGGCUAUUGACUGCCAUUUCUGACCUGGAAGCAAGGCAUCGCCUUGGGAAUAACAACAUCACACUUCACCUUGAAAAUGCUACAAAGCUGCAUUCGUCCGUGAGGGAGUCGUUUAUUUAUCCAGCCGUUGGCGAAGAUAUCCUAUUUGAUGCGUCGUACGUUCAUGAAGAUGAUAAGCCAUCGUGCAGUUCAUGCGACCCCAGUCACAUCGUUUCACGACCCCCAAGAGAAUCCACUACACCGUUUAUACACUACGGCCUUAUCGCUUCUGCAAAUCAGGUCAUGAAGAAUGCACGAACUCGCGAUAAACUUGGCGAGGACCUUGGGAUCCUGUGUUUCGAGAUGGAAGCUGCAGGACUCAUGAAUCACUUCCCUUGUCUAGUCAUAAGAGGGAUCUGCGACUACUCGGAUUCUCACAAGAAUAAGCAGUGGCAGGACUAUGCAGCUGCGACUGCUGCAGCGUAUGCACGAGAGCUGCUCGAAUCCUCGCUUCCCACCACGCUCCUUCCGUCGGCGAGCGACGGCGUUCGAAUCCGGUCGAAGAUUCCCAUCUCAAAAUCCGUAUUCUUCGGGCGGAAGGAGGAGCUGCGUCAACUCCAGGACUCGUUUGAUGUUGAGACGCAUACAAGACAGGCCGCCGUUAUCUGGGGCCCCAGCGGCUAUGGCAAGACCCAGUUGGCGCUUGAAUAUCUCUCGUCAAGGGAGAUGGACUACGAGGUGAUUUUGUGGAUUGACAGUUCCUCGCGGACCAUGGUAGAAGAGUCCUUCGAACAGAUAUCUCUGUAUCUAGAGUCGGGGGCAAAGCGCUUGAAUUCCGGCAUUGACAGGGUCAUUCAAUGGCUAGAACGAGAGACUCGAUCCUGGAUCAUCGUUUUCGAUGGAGUUGAGAGCAUGGGAGAUGAUGAUAAGGUCGAAGAUCUUGACAUACGGGACUAUUUUCCAGCGUCUAAGCGUGGCCAUCUACUCCUGGUCACUACCUCGCCGGACUUACACCUACACCUAUCCUAUCCAGGGAUUGAGAUCCAGGGCGUCGAUGACCAGACGGGAGCUAGUAUCCUACUGAAGUGCGCGGGAAUAGCAUCCGAGCAGACAUCAAACAGCACCGCAGGGAUGGCCAUAUCGCGCAAGCUCGGUGGCAUCCCUCUUGCCAUCGAACAGGCUGGGUCUUACUUGUCCUACGGAAUGAGUUCAGUGACCGAUUACAAGAAGCACUUUGAGACACGAUUCAGGGACUGCACGCUGAAGACUCCGAUGAGAAAGUACGUGGGGUCAUAUGAAAAGGGCCGUGCUCUUUGGACGACGUUCGAUAUGCUUUACCAUGCUCUACAACAAAAAAGCACAGGGUCUGCACGUUUGCUUCAGCUUGUCGCCUUCCUUGGCCGAGGGCGCAUCCCAUUUGGGAUAAUAAGCGGGGAUCAAGAAGGCCCUGUUCAGCCUGCUUCUGAACAGUCCAAACCUGACUAUCUAGCGAAUGAGCAACUGUCGUUAAUCGCGCCUUGGCUGAUGGAGAUACGCUCCAAGACAAUUGAACUAGCGAUGGCGGUACGACAAGUGGAGGUAUCUGGAUUUGUCAAGUUCCACAGGAGGGAAGGUGACACCCUGAUUGAAAGUCUCACGCUUCACGAUUUGGCCCGGUCGUUUUUACAGUCCAAGAUAUCACAGGAGGAUAGACUAGACAUGGUAGCUUCCUCCUUCCUGCUCAACGGACGGCAACUCUAUGAUGGGGAACAGGUGCCAGAAGAAGACAUCAUCCGUAGACAUAUGGGUAGACUCUCGGUGGUCUUGGAUCAAUUCCAAGUACUCAUCCCCAACUCCAUGUUGCAACCACCGGAUGGGAGAUUCUUCCAGCUCUGCGGCGCCGUUGCGCCACUCUUUGCGAGAGUGUUCCGCUAUCGUGAACAGCUGAAACAGGCUGCGCAGUUCUGGGACAUAGCCAUCCAGCAUAGGGCCCUAUCCGUGGAAGGGGUACCGCACCUGGAAGGCCUCAUGGAGGCCGCGGAAAUAGAUUCCAGAAUAGGAGAUCUUGAAGGUGCAAUCCGCAAAUACUCCACAAUUGUCUCACUUUGUGCGUCCGACAAUUUUGCAGGCGAUAAUAUUUACAUCAGAGCCGCUGGCCGUCUGAGAGAAUGUCGUGAAAGCCUCCGAAGGCGCGAGCAAGAUUCUGUCCGCGCGGUCGUCGCGACGUCUGCUCCAAAAAGGAUGCGACAGACCGCCUCCGAUGCGGGUGGAGCGAGGGACCGGAAUCAGCAGACUUCGGAAGAAUAUAUACAGGAUGAAGAAGAUGAGGAAUGGCUUCAUCGCUCUGACUUUGAGGAAAUAAUACAUCUAGAUGGCCCGGGUGCAGCAAUGGCCCUUGCGUACAUGGUGUCUACGCUACGUAUUUACUAUAAUUACUACCGUGCGCAACCUCGGCGGCCCAUGGAUGACGGGAAGUAUUGGGGGAUUUUUAGGCAGGCCCUUGGCGACGAUUCCGUGGCACGCAAAUCAUUUCUUGCGGUCCCAUAUGCAAGUCGUAUAACUGCCACCCCAGCGGUCACAAUAGUCAAGGACUUGAACUUUGCACGGUCCUGGGCGACAACAUUCGGGUCAACUGCUUUGAAUGACUGGCUUUCAUCAGAUCACGGGCCUGCCAACUUCAAUUCUCUUGCACAGGGGCAAACCAGUAUGAUAGAUAUGCUGGUGCAAGCCAAUGAGCCGCAUACAGCUUUGUGUUGGGCUGUCCUACAACCCCCUACGAUCUGUAGCGAAAUCUUGCACGGCUUGAUGGCGAUCAAAGACUUUAACCCCGGCCGUCUUCUUUUGGAGGUCAUGAGGCGACCUGGCAGCAGAACUGCGAUUCAGGUUAUGCUCAACCUGGGUGUGAGCGUCAACUACCCGGACUAUAUCAAAAAUGCGGCACUUCUUUGUGCUGCAAGUGCGGAUAAUCGAGCUGCGGUCGCCGACCUUCUUUCUGGAGGCUCAAACAUCUGUCAUAGGAACGCUACCGGUGACACGGCCCUCCAUAUCGCCGCACGAGCAGGAAAUAACGCAGCUAUUAGGCCCCUAUUGCGUAAAGGAGCGGUGGUCUCGCAGACCAACGAUGCUGGCAGGACAGCGCUACAUGAAGCAGUAGCUGCUGAGGAAUAUAGGACAGCUCGAAUUCUCCUACGCCGUGGAAGCAGCGUCAAGGGAACUGACAAUGACGGACAAACAGCCCUACACAUCGCUGUUCAGGGGAAUAUGGAACCACACUCGCUGAUACUUAAUAUGUUGUUCGAUUACGGUGCCUCGAUCACACAGCAGGACAAUAAUGGCAGGACGGCGCUACAUUACGCGGCUGCAAAACACCCACAACGCAUUGACAUGGUGCGACUGUUAAUCCAGCGUCACUUUAAACAGCAAGGCCGGAUUCAGCAAUUUCUUGGGACAUCAACGAAGAAAGUCAUAAAUAUGCGCGAUAGGGACGGCCGGACAGCCGUUCACGAAGCGCAGAGGGCUGGAAACAUGGCUAUUUCGUUGAUACUGGAGGGGAAUCCUUUUACAUGA
Molecule: messenger RNA, 3972 nt
Organism: Aspergillus puulaauensis
Lineage: Eukaryota; Fungi; Ascomycota; Eurotiomycetes; Eurotiales; Aspergillaceae
Exons: 2
Coding region: 1-3972 (1323 amino acids)
Biological process (GO): nucleoside metabolic process
Molecular function (GO): ADP binding; protein binding; catalytic activity
Source: RefSeq, a predicted model, not a curated record